AUGCAAAAAUUGGUUCAAAUUCUUAGUACCAACUUUAAAAAUAUUUAUAACUCUAUUCAGUAUUCUAUUAAUUAUUAUGUACAAGCAUUCAUGAAUUAUAUUUCAUCAAUAUUAAGCAGAUCAAUAAUGAAUUGGGAUCUUAAAGGAAUGUUUUAUUUAAUUAAUAAUAAUGAUUAUGAAUAUAUUAAUAAUCCAUUAGGGAUAUUAUGUGAUAAUCUAAUUUUAUCAAUUCAACGUUCAAUUAUUGUUAAAAAUGCUAAAUCAAAAACUGGAAGUAAAACAUUUAAUAUUGAAAAUGAAUAUAAACAAGCUACUCAAAUUGGUGGAAAACAAUAUAUACGUCUUGCUGGUUUACGUGAUGAUAUUUCAAAUAAUAAUGGAUUUAGUAAAUCAUUAAAUGAUGGAAGAAGAAAACAAAAAUCAUCAAAAUAUGAAAAAACACAAAGGAGAUUUUCAUUUCAUUCAUUCUUUAUUCUAGGAAUGACUAAAAAUCAAAUUAUUCAACAAACAUUAUUUAAUGGAAAAGAAGGAGCAAGUGCUUUAGCUCAUUUAAUAAAAGCAAAAGUAAUUCCUGAUUGUGUAAGUUCAAUAUGGGUAUGUUGUGUUGAUAAAAGAUAUGAAAAUGGAAGAAAUGGUAAAUUUUCUGUAUCUAAACAAAAUAUUACAUGGUCAGGUGGAAAACUUAAACCAGAUAUAGAUGAUGAAAAAGGAUUAACAAAAUAUUUAAUUAUUUAUUUAUGUGCUAAAGAUAAUGACUAUAUGAUUAAAAAACAAUAA
This is a messenger RNA of Entamoeba dispar SAW760, 777 nucleotides long. RefSeq lists its product as uncharacterized. Bases 1 to 777 code for a protein of 258 amino acids. The transcript has a single exon. Lineage: Eukaryota; Evosea; Mastigamoebida; Endamoebidae. The record is from RefSeq and is a predicted model, not a curated record.